AGAGGGCUGCCAGUGGUUCCCAUAACAUCACCCACACACAGCUGGAGAAGCAACACGACAACAAAAUGAGAAUCACACUAAUUCCCUUAUUGUUGGUCGUGGCUGCUGCCUGUGUCCCUGCCCUGUGUGGCAAAGAGGAGCAGCCGGUCCUCCAGCUCGAAGCCCCAGUUGAAACCCGUUCCCGCUUUGCUGCUCUCGAUGAUGUGCGUCUCCUGGCAAAUGGCCUCCUCCAGCUUGGCCAGAGCCUGCGGGAGUUUGUGCAGAAGACCAAGGGACAGAUAAACGACAUCGUCCAUAAGCUAAACAUCUUUGACCACUCGUUUUACCAGCUCUCGGUGCUUGCCAGUGAAAUUAAAGAGGAAGAAGAGGAGCUCAAGAAAACCACUGUGGUACUGAGGGCCAACAACGAAGAGAUCAAAGGCCUGUCUGUUGAGAUCAGCUCCAAAGUGGACAGCAUCUUGCAGGAGAAGAGUCGGCUGCAGAACAAGGUGGAAGGGCUGGAGGAGAAGCUGAGCAGCAUGUCACAUGGCCUGGUGACGAUUGAUCAAGUGGCAGAGAUCGGUGGCCUCAAGGAAGUGAUCCACAGCCAGGAGCGGAGCAUUACAGCGCUGCUCAAUGCUGUGAGAGAGCAGACUGACCAGCUGAACCACCAGAGGGUUAAGAUCAACAUUCUGGAGGAAAAGUUCACAGUCAACACAUUGACACAGGAGACCAUUGAGAGGAUGCCUGACAUCUUCAACAGUGAAGCACCAACACUCAGCCCUUAUCUGACCUCGAGCUCGACCAACACCGCCAGCAUGACGAAUCUGCCAACAGACUGCAGUGACCUUUUCAAGAGAGGGGAGCGAGUCAGUGGCGUCUACGCCAUCCGACCCACCGGAACGGAGCCCUUCAUGGCUUUUUGUGACAUGAGCAAAGAUCAUGGAGCAACAGUCAUCCAGCGAAGGAGGGAUGGUUCAGUGAAUUUUGAUCAAAACUGGGAGAAAUAUGAAAAUGGUUUUGGAGAUUUUCAUGGGGAGUUUUGGCUGGGCCUCAGGAGCAUCCACUCUCUAGCCACUCAGGGCAACUCUGUCCUUCACAUCCAGCUGGAAGACUGGAAACAGAACAGGCGCUUUACUGAAUACAGAUUCAACCUUAAUGGUCCUGAGAGCAACUACACCAUUCACCUCACGCAUCUGUUUGGAGAUUUGCUGGACCCCAUGAGCAACCACACAGGCAUGAUGUUCUCCACCAAGGACAGGGACAAUGACAACCACCAGGAAUCCAACUGUGCCCACUACUACACAGGUGGAUGGUGGUUCAACGCCUGCGGAGACACCAACCUGAAUGGGAGAUAUUUCCACAUGAGACCUAAGUGGCGUUCAGAUCGUAGGAGAGGGAUUCAGUGGAAGUCGGUCCAAAAGGCAUCUUACUCCCUCAAGCUUACCCAAAUCUCUGUACACCCCGUGGCUUCCCCCAAUACCACCCCCUCCACUUCAGCCUCCUAUGAAACAGGUGUCUUUCUGUGAUCCAGCACCAGCAUUCUCCGUCAAAAUACUGCAUCAUCCGGAGAGUCGUGGGUCAUGUGGGCGGCCAUGGUUUAAGACGGUUUGGACAGAGACGAUGAUGCUGUGUCAAUUUGUGUCAAUUUCCAGUAGAUUCGGUCACAGAGGACACGAAACAAGCUUCACAAUUCUGAGUGCUGUGAGAGAGCCAAAAUAAUGCAUUACCUGAACUAUGACAGUCUCUAAUGUAAUAGAACACCUGUAUUGUGAAAUCUGAAAAAGAGUUAGCAGUUAGCAUGCAAUAUAUCUUCACUCACUGUAUCUCAGAGGUCAACAGUUAUAAAGAGAAAUUUAAAUAUACAGCCAUAUGUGAGCAGUUUUUAUAUUGAGUCACAUUGACUCUCAAUAUACAGCAGUGGUUUCCAACAUGGCGGAGGCCCUUGAAGGGGUCGCAAGAUACAUCUCAGGAGUCGGGAGAGAAUUAACGGUAUACGAAGAUCUACAAAACGCUGUGCUACACAACAAUCUGGUUAAAUACUGUCCAGAUCUCCCCUGUCAUCUUAAAAUUCUUUAAAUGUGCCAAGGAUUGCAUCUAAUGGUUAUUUUCUUCAUAAAUCGAUAAAAGAAUUUAUGAAGAAUUAGAAAGCCAGUAAUGAAUCACCUUCGACAGGCUAGAGAGGUAAGGAACUGUUGGCAUCAAUAGUCAAUAAGAAAAUGACUAAAAUAAAUAUUUGAUUAUCAGAAAAAUUUAUAUUUGAUUAUCAGAAUAAUUAAUUAAACAAUUUUCCGUCAGAUUAAUCAAUUAAUUGUUUCGCUUCAAUGAAAUAAUGUGAACAUCUUCUCUGGAACCGACGACACUGACAUCUGUAAUCAAUGAGAAGUCAUCCCAAUCAGACAUUGUUUCAAUCUGAGGCAUUUUUAAGGCAAAAAAGGUUGGGAGUCAUAGUUAGAUAAUAAUUUGGAAACUCUAUUCUUGAUCCAUGUUUGAUAUUUUAUCAAUUUGAAUCGACAAAGGUGGUGGUGACCUAAUAUAAUGCUAGCGUUCAUUAAAGUCUGCAGAAGUUUCUUACAUGAUUUCUAUAAUGUUCUGUUUGUCAUUAUGGGCUGAUGAUUGAUGGGGCUUCUGGCAUUGCACUGGCACAGAUUGGUCUUUUUGAGAUUUGGCCCAACUAAAAACACCAACUUUAUGUUGAUGCCAAACAAUUUUAAAUGGAUCACUGAUCCAUAUUUGUGCUAUUGGGACAUACUAAAACUAUGAGAAUAUUGCACUGGGAGGUCUGGGAACACUUUCGUGCUGUUUUGUUGGAACCCAUAACAAACUCUAGAGGGCAGUGUUGUUCUGUCUCAUUCAGAUCCCCUCACCCUGAUUUGAUUGUGCUGCCUGUAUAAUUAGAUUUAGACAAAUUAUGUUUGUUUUUUAAACAGAUACUUUAUAAAAACUACAUCUAGAUUCAG
Messenger RNA from Cyclopterus lumpus (lumpfish), 2939 nucleotides. Its product is annotated as angiopoietin-related protein 3-like. The record is from RefSeq and is a predicted model, not a curated record. The coding region runs from base 66 to 1508 and encodes 480 amino acids. The transcript is spliced from 7 exons. Lineage: Eukaryota; Metazoa; Chordata; Actinopteri; Perciformes; Cyclopteridae. Gene Ontology annotation, biological process: triglyceride homeostasis; phospholipid catabolic process; phospholipid homeostasis.